Phanerochaete carnosa HHB-10118-sp is the source of this 2212-nucleotide messenger RNA. RefSeq lists its product as uncharacterized. Gene Ontology annotation, biological process: regulation of transcription by RNA polymerase II; cell differentiation. NCBI's taxonomy places the organism in Eukaryota, Fungi, Basidiomycota, Agaricomycetes, Polyporales, Phanerochaetaceae. The record is from RefSeq and is a predicted model, not a curated record. Bases 5 to 1642 code for a protein of 545 amino acids. Gene Ontology annotation, molecular function: RNA polymerase II cis-regulatory region sequence-specific DNA binding; DNA-binding transcription factor activity, RNA polymerase II-specific. The transcript has 3 exons.
CGCCAUGGUACCCUCAUACGAUUCCUGGUCGCAGUCGCCGACAUCAACACCAGCUGCCCUGAAAGAGUCGCAACGGCUACCACAGCCCUCAUCGUCGUACCAUGAUUCCAAGGACAAGCCCAAGAAGCCCCGCCAUCGGCAUUCCGCAUACCAACUUGCUGCACUCAACGAGCUGUACGAAAGAGACGAGCACCCGGCGCUCGAGGAACGAACGUCGCUGGCAGAGCAGCUAGGCAUGGAGGUCAAGACGGUCAACGCUUGGUUCCAGAACAAGCGAGCUUCGACCAAGAAACGGUCAACAAAGGCUGGCGGUGCCAUCAACAGCUCCAAUAGCAGAGAAAACAAUGCACAGUGCGAAUUGCCUCCCAUCUCGACGCUGCUUGCUUCAGUUGCACCGCCAAGCGCGCAUCCAAGUGCCCACUUUGAGUACGAUGAACUCUCUGAGGAUGACUACUCGGAUAGGCUACCGCACUUGGUUCACCACCGACAGCAAUCGGCGUUCUACGCAGGUAACCCUCGGCAUCGCCAUCUAUUUGACUCAGAGACAAGCAUGCCUCGGAAAGGCCGCUCACGCCCUUCUGCCGCCCAAACUGAGGAGCUUCGGAAACUCUACGAUGCGAAUCAGCACCCUUCAAAGGAGGAAAGAGAAGAGCUCGGACUUCGAAUUGGAAUGCGCUAUCAAAGCGUAACCAACUGGUUUCAGAACCAACGUAGCAUUGCGAAAAAGCGUAAGGAGGACGAGGAAGCUGCCGCUGCGUCUGGGACGCCAAGCGCGUCGUCGUCGAGAGGACAUACCUUUUCGUCUUUCCCGCCGUCUUCCAGUGUUGCGCACCCGUCCCUUGCGGUCCCACCCACUAAGGGUCAUCCUUCCCUGCCUAGUAUCCCUCUGCCGCCCAGGGCAAGGCGCUCGCCUAGUACAGUCUCUCUCAUGGACAGCCGAGCUUCGUCGCCCCGUCCUAGCCCCUACAGCGCAGUGAUGACUGAGCGCGCCUCCUCAGUCAGCAGUCGCUCUCGCCGUACUCGGCCCGAGCCGUACCAACUUGAAGCGCUCAAGAAACUCUUCCAGCGGACAGCGACGCCCUCUAUCGAGGAGCGCGGUGCACUUGCUCUCGAGAUCAACAUGGAUGUCGGCAAGGUCACGAACUGGUUCAGGAAUCUGCGACAGUCUUCGCGCAAACGGUCGAAGCAGGUUUCUGGCUCUGAGGAGGACGACGAUGUGUCGAGCUACAACGACCCCUCUAGGAAUGUCUCAAGAGAAGGCUCGCCGAUCUCUGUGGAUCCUUCUGAGGACUACAUGGUGACGGACAGAGCCUUCGCUCGUGAGAGGUUCCGGCCCAAGCUGCACACCGAAGAUUCUCGCAACCGGAUGUACACGCACGCGUCUAACUCUCGAUCAUCAGACAUGGCCAGCGAGGAAGAUUUCCAGGAGGCGGUCACUCCAUCCCCACUAUCCUCGCCAUAUCCCGCCGUGCCCGUGGGCGCGUCGCAGUCUCAGAAACUGGCCGACUACGUUUCGCCAGCUCGCCGAGAUAUCUCGGUCGCGGUCGGCGCGCUGUCUUUCGCCGAUAUCGAGAAGACCACAGGCGUCAAGGUCGACGACGCCAUCCUGCUGCUUAACUUCUCGAAUAGCGUCGUGCGGUAAUCACCAAAAGUAAAUGUGUGUAUCACCCCGACACUUGUCUCACUGCGGUUGGAUCUGACAGCUCCAUGAUCGUCAUCCAGACCUCGUUAUAAUCAAGCUUCUUGAUGAACGUGCAGUGAUCUCCAUUACCGUAACGCCCAUGCGCAAACACGCAUUAUACGUCCGCUUCGUUGUCUCGCCCUGCCGGCCCUUCACCGCUACAAGCUACACGUGCCUUGUCGCCUGCCCGGCCGCCACUAUAUUUAUGCUCGGUCUCGCCUCCCCGCCUGCCUGUCCCAUGCCCAUCCCACCCUGCUAUGCACAGUAUCCUUAUUAUGUAUAUCUCGAACACUGCUUCCCUCCAUCCACAAACGCCCUGUGCUUCUCCCCAAUCCUUGUCUUCCCUGCAUUGUUCAGACCGUCCUGCAUGUGCUCCGCUUCACCACUCCCAACAUUUUACGCGACAGCGCCGGUUAUAAACUAGUCACACCUCCUUUUCGAACGGUAUUCAAUCGAUCGGCAUUGAGUUUUCUGGCUUCUUCGGUACUAUAAUCCUUUUCUUUUUUUUUCCCGCAACGCAUUACCCCGUCG